Rangifer tarandus platyrhynchus (Svalbard reindeer) is the source of this 327-nucleotide messenger RNA. The record is from the annotation of a GenBank genome assembly. Lineage: Eukaryota; Metazoa; Chordata; Mammalia; Artiodactyla; Cervidae.
AUGGCCUGUCCAGCUCCUCCGUCUUCUGGUCUCAGUGUGGACCCCUCUUCCUCCAGGAAGUCUUUUGGACCGACCCCUACGCCUCUCCCAUCCUGGGGCCUCCCAGGGGAUGCCUCCACUCCACAUAACUUGUCUCUGACGUUUCCUGGGCCCCCAGACUGCACCAGCGGGAACCCAGAGUCUGCUGCUCACGGGCAGACCCCUCCUCCCUCACCCCAGUGCACCCCUUACCCAGUGCGCCUGGGGACACCGUGUGGGUCAGGACGGGAACUGAAGUUGGGGGUGGGAUGGGGCAGAGAGGGCACUGGGAGGCUCAUCUUGGUCUGA